Messenger RNA from Pichia membranifaciens NRRL Y-2026, 1980 nucleotides. RefSeq lists its product as hypothetical. The transcript has a single exon. The record is from RefSeq and is a predicted model, not a curated record. Lineage: Eukaryota; Fungi; Ascomycota; Pichiomycetes; Pichiales; Pichiaceae. Gene Ontology annotation, biological process: fructose metabolic process; fructose 2,6-bisphosphate metabolic process. Gene Ontology annotation, cellular component: cytosol. Bases 267 to 1640 code for a protein of 457 amino acids. Gene Ontology annotation, molecular function: fructose-2,6-bisphosphate 2-phosphatase activity; ATP binding; 6-phosphofructo-2-kinase activity.
GUCAGGUGACGCUUACUCGUGAAUCGUGUAACAAUAAGACAUAUAGAUAGGUAGACAAAUCUAUAAAGAUUGACUCUCACACAUUAUAAAAAGGAUAGCGCAACUUGGUCACUCAUUAUCACCACUCCACAGAUAGCGCUUGAAACUGCUUCUUUCAAAUACUUUUUGAUUCCGGUUCCAAACUGCACAAGAAGGAAAAAUUGACACCAAUUUUGACAUCCUAAAACUAGAAUCUUACAGCAGCUUAACUCUCACAGCUUAAACAGAUGCCAUUCGCCACAAUCGCAGAUUCAAAUCCAAUAAAGCUGUGUGUGGUCAUUGUUGGCUUGCCUGCGAGGGGUAAGUCAUUCAUAUCACAAAAAAUAGUCCGCUAUUUGUCAUGGCUCUCGAUUCCAACCAAAUCCUUCAACUGCUCUACAAACUUGGAGCAAAUCCUAAAAGAAUCAGGGACAAAUGCAGACGAUCUUUUUCGGUCGAAUUAUUCUCCUGAUGGUGAAAUACUAAAUAAGACCAGAGACAUAACUCUGGAGCAAAUAUUGGAUUGGUUUGGACUUGUUGACGCUUGUGGUGUAGCAAUAUACGAUGGGAUAAAUGCGACUAAGGUCGAAAGAGACCGCCUAAACAAGACACUGCAAAGCCAUGAGAUCAACACUGUUUUCCUAGAAGCUUAUUGUGACGAUGAAUCAAUAAUAGAGACCAAUAUAACCGAUAUAGAUUCAACUUCUCCAGAGUAUUCAAAGUUUGAAUCAUUAGAAGAUACCAUAAACUCGGUUUCAAAUAAAAUUCAAUUUUACAGCAAAGCUUACCAGACAUUGACUACAGAAGAUGAAGGCGAUUUAUCAUUUAUAAAAUUGAUAAACUUUUCUUCUCAAAUCAUUUUGAACCAUAUUGACUCUUAUCUCAAAUCACGUAUAGUUUACUAUAUUAUGAAUUUGCAUGUUAAAAAUAGAUAUAUUUGGCUGUCCAGACAUGGAGAAUCUCAGUAUAAUCUGGAGGGUAAGAUAGGUGGUGAUGCAAGUUUGAGUGAGCGUGGUGUUAAGUAUUCAUACAAGCUGGUGGAACUUGUCAACAAAUACAUACCAAAUCACGAUAAGCUAGAAGUUUGGACUUCAACUUUGAAACGAACUCAACAGACUGCCAAAUUUCUUCCAUAUCCACAGAAGCAAUGGAAGGCUUUGGACGAGUUGGAUGCUGGUUCCUGCGAUGGUCUUACAUACGAAGAAAUUGCAGAAAAAUAUCCUGAUGACUUUAAAGCAAGAGAUGACAACAAGUUUGAAUAUAGAUAUCCAGGUGGUGAAUCAUACAGGGAUGUUAUCACGAGAUUGGAACCCAUCAUUAUGGCAUUAGAAAACCAAGAAAAUGUUUUAGUUAUAACACAUCAGGCAGUGUUGAGAUGUAUAUAUGCAUACUUUAUGAAUGUACAUCAGGAAGAAAGUCCUUGGAUGAGUAUACCUUUACACACUCUAAUUAGAUUAGAGAUCAAAGCAUACGGAACACAAGUUACUAGGAUCAAAGCUGAUAUUCCUGCUGUUUCUACCUAUAAGGAAAGGGGCACCUCUAAACUUGGAGAAUCCAGUAAUGGCACAAACAUAAUGAGUGGCUCGGUGAUAAGCGGGAUAACGGACAAAGUUGUUAUUUGAAGGUUUUUAUAUACAGUCGGUUCUAUGUGUUAUGCAGAAAAUGCUGCAAGUAGUGUUAGCUAGGCUUUUUACUCUAAAAGACUGUAAUCAGCGAAGAUAUGUAACACUUCAAUAGCGAAUUUGACACAUUGCAGAAACAUAUUGUAAGCAUGUCAGGCAGCAAUAUGCCAAGUUGAUCAUAUAGAUGAUUGCGAAAUCUAGUUAAGUUUACAUGCCGCCCAAGACUAUCUGGACAACUCAUAAAGUCGACUGUAUAUAUAUAUAUGGUAUAUUUGUAUGUAUUUUUAGUACACAACUACAGAAAACCAUAGUACUUUGAUGCAUGCACAGUCAACAUGCA